AUGAGCGACAAGUAUCUGCGAAAUGAGCAGCAGCAGCUGCUGAACUCUAUUGGCACGGAGGUGUGCUGGGGGUGGUCGCCCGCCAUUGAUUUUGUGUCGCUGCUUGCCAAGCGACCACAUCGCGCAGCAGAGCAAGGCAUAACCCAGUCGAUCACAAGUCAAAUAGGGGGCCAGCAAUCGGAGACGCCACCCUCAGCGUCGUCCGCAUCUGUCGCCACGGCGGCACCGUCCUCCAAAAGUAAAGAGGAGGCUGAACUCGACGACCUCAUUGCGCAGAUUGAGGGCCGUAGGACUGCAACCGCAAAGGCUGCGCAGAGCAUCCCAGUAGAGUCAUCAGAAUCGAAACCCCAAUGUAGUCCGCCCUUUUCUUCUUCCACGGCACCCCCUGCUACCGCCGCGGCAGCAGACGACGAGGUGACCGUCUUGCUCGCCGGGGCUUCUGACAUCCGCCACCUACUUCGGACUUUGUCUUCUCUUCGCGCUGCCGAGUCAGCCAAUGGAAAGUCGGGACCGCAGCCAACGUAUCACUUCUAUAUUUAUGAGCCAAGCCUGCGCCUGCACUGCCGCCACCUCUUCUUUCUCCAGUGGUUGCUCGACAGCAUGUUCUCGCUGGAGGAGCUGGAGGAGCGUGUGCUCAUGUUCUUGGAUGUCUACGGUAACGCGCUGAUGCGUGACAUGACCGCUGCGCAAGUGCGCAACGUGGUGCAGCGCCUGCGCACGGCGCUUGAGACAGACUCGUCUGCGCUACUCCGCAUCGCCUCGUUUGAGGAAAUGAAGAGCAAGGAGCGGGACUUUGUGGAGAGUCAGCUGGCGCACUGGAACCGCGACGCCUCGGUGGCUGACAUUAGAGAACAGUGGAUGCAGCGCGUUCGACAGGAGAUGGCAGAGCGCUACGACAACCGCGACAACAUCAUUGACUGGGACUUUGUCUUCCACUUGACGGAGUACACAAACCUCCUGAAAUUCCCCGAGUACCGCACUUGGCGUAACACUGGCGUGGCCUUCGACGUCAACCACAUCAAUCCGCGACGGGGAUUCAGCUACGAGUACAGUGUCCCCAACAAGACCCUCUGCUUCUUUUCCCGCUCCGGCCGCGGCGUCUACUCAGGGGACAUCAAGAACGGGCCUUUUUUCUCCUUUGGGGCGCUCACGCCCAACGCACACAUCCGCCACCGCACGACGGAUGGCACUUGCAAAUAUGGCAACGGCGUCGUAUCAAUGCACAACGUGCGGGCUUGGCUUUACACACUCAUGACCGGCUUGUCAUGGCCAUGGGCCGACCACGCCUUUGCCUGGGAUGACCCACGAAACUACAACUACCUUCCCCCUGGAACACCGAGCGGCGUCGCCUACACCGCCACACUACCGAAGGUGCGCGUGCACUUUGUAGGCCUUGAGUGGGACCGCUUUAUGCUGCACUGCAAGGAGGGCAAAGUCCCGCGCAUGGAUGCAGCCUUCUUUGGGACCUCCUGCACGCAAUACAUGACCCCCACCGUCCUGGGAGACGUCAUGUCGAGGGCGGUGCACGCGGUAGUGGUGGCGGAAACAGCGAAGUUCAUCGUGGACGCCGAGGACGUCGCGAAGACAGCAUACAUCGCGAAGCUGGACGAUCUGGCGCGUGUGGGUGGGUGGACGCGAGAAGACGCCUUGACCAGUUACCUGCACGACGGUAAACCGGAUCCACUCCCCGUGAAGGGAACGAUGUCAGAUGCACAGAGAGUCUCCCAGGAGCGGUACGCGCAGCCGUCGCUGCUCGCCUAUGUCGCGAAAGUCGCUGCGUAG
Leishmania braziliensis MHOM/BR/75/M2904 is the source of this 1782-nucleotide messenger RNA. RefSeq lists its product as hypothetical. NCBI's taxonomy places the organism in Eukaryota, Euglenozoa, Kinetoplastea, Trypanosomatida, Trypanosomatidae. Gene Ontology annotation, biological process: axonemal dynein complex assembly; motile cilium assembly. The record is from RefSeq and is a predicted model, not a curated record. Bases 1 to 1782 code for a protein of 593 amino acids. The transcript has a single exon.